Molecule: messenger RNA, 1522 nt
Organism: Dendrobium catenatum
Lineage: Eukaryota; Viridiplantae; Streptophyta; Magnoliopsida; Asparagales; Orchidaceae
Product: fructose-1,6-bisphosphatase, chloroplastic
Exons: 4
Coding region: 39-1292 (417 amino acids)
Biological process (GO): sucrose biosynthetic process; fructose metabolic process; gluconeogenesis
Cellular component (GO): cytoplasm; cytosol
Molecular function (GO): fructose 1,6-bisphosphate 1-phosphatase activity
Source: RefSeq, a predicted model, not a curated record
AACCGAACAAAAUAUAAGAAGAAUUCCGCAGCUCGGUCAUGGCGUCCGCCGCCAUCCCAAACUCCUCCCACCUCCUACUCUAUCGCCCCUCCCCCUCCCACUUCACCCCCAGUCUUUCCACAUUCCCCCUCAACAAACCCUCCCCUUCCUCCUCCAAAAGAAUCAACCGAAGCACCUCCGCCUCCUCGCCCUUCCGAUGCGCCGUCACCGGCACCGACGAGGCCGCCGUCAAAACCUCACCGCCGGGGACUAAGAAGAAGAGCAGCUUUGAUAUCCAGACCCUAACGACAUGGCUCCUGAAACAGGAGCAAGUUGGCACAAUCGACGCCGAGCUCACAAUCGUCCUCUCCAGCAUCUCCAUGGCCUGCAAGCAGAUCGCCUCGCUUGUGCAGCGCGCCGGCAUAUCCAACCUCACUGGCAUCCAGGGCGCCGUCAAUGUGCAGGGCGAGGACCAGAAGAAGCUCGAUGUCGUAUCCAAUGAGGUAUUUUCGAACUGCUUGAGAUCGAGUGGGAGGACGGGGAUUAUAGCAUCGGAAGAGGAGGAUGUGCCGGUUGCGGUGGAGGAGAGCUAUUCCGGCAAUUACAUCGUCGUAUUUGAUCCAUUGGAUGGAUCUUCAAACAUCGACGCCGCCGUGUCUACCGGUUCUAUCUUUGGAAUUUACAGCCCGAAUGACGAAUGCCUCGCCGAUGUUGAUGAGGACGCCACGCUGGAUCGUUCAGAGGAGAGAUGCGUGGUAAGCGUGUGCCAGCCAGGAACCAACCUCCUUGCCGCCGGCUACGUAAUGUACUCGAGCUCCGUCAUCCUUGUCCUCACACUCGGCAAGGGCGUUUUCGUCUUCAAUCUCGACCCGCUCUACGGCGAGUUCGUCCUCACCCAGGAACAGGUUCGAAUCCCGCGGUCCGGCAAGAUCUACGCCUUCAACGAAGGGAACUAUCUGCUUUGGGACGAGCGACUCCGGGCCUAUAUGGACAGCCUCAAGGAGCCCGGCCCGACCGGCAAUCCCUAUUCCGCCAGGUAUAUCGGCAGCCUUGUUGGCGAUUUUCAUAGAACUCUUCUCUACGGAGGGAUAUACGGGUACCCGCGUGAUAGUAAGAGCAAGAACGGGAAGCUGAGACUCUUGUACGAGUGUGCGCCCAUGAGCUUCAUCGUCGAGCAGGCGGGGGGUAAGGGAUCGGACGGCCACCGCCGAAUCCUCGAUAUCAUUCCCAAUGAGAUUCAUCAGAGAGUUCCACUGUUCAUUGGGAGCGUGGAGGAAGUUGAAAAGGUGGAGAAAUUCCUUUCUGGAGUAUAGUUCCUUCAACGGCCUCAGCAGGAAUUUAGGAAACGUCCUUUGUUUUUUUAACACCAACAGGUGAGCCUGUAUAAAUUAUAUCUGGCAUAUCAGUUUUUCCUCUUUUUUUCCAAAUAUUGGCUACAACAAAAAUCUUGCUGGAAACAUUCUUGAAUUUUGGCAGGACCAAGCUUUAAAAACUGCUAGCGCGGAAGUUUGAAAUGUAUUAUAAGUAUUCUUGGUUAUGGUCA